This is a messenger RNA of Sabethes cyaneus, 1098 nucleotides long. RefSeq names its product synaptojanin-1. The record is from RefSeq and is a predicted model, not a curated record. Bases 1 to 1098 code for a protein of 365 amino acids. NCBI's taxonomy places the organism in Eukaryota, Metazoa, Arthropoda, Insecta, Diptera, Culicidae. The transcript is spliced from 3 exons.
AUGUUUUUCAUGUUCGCUUUUGUACAAUUUGCUCCCUCCCUUCACACACAGGUGGCGAAACUUGUCCUACUGGUGUCAACGUUCUGCGUGGUCCCAACGCUUGGCGGUUUGCUGAGGACACCGAAAGUUUACAACGCGGUGAUAACGACCGAUGAGAAUUUGACACCGAGCCGUGCCUAUCCUGUGGUUCAACCGGUGGUUCACGAAGCGGGGCUGAGCUAUCCGUUCGGCGCUUUCGGACCAUUUGGGCUGUACAAUGCGUUCAACGCGUACCCAGGCUUUUACCAGCCGCAACCGACGUCCACAGGUGCAAGUGCCGCCCAAGUGCAGGGUAGAAACUCAUUCUUUGUCGGACGUGAACCGGAACCACAACUUCAAGAUACCCCAAUAGAGACUCUUCCAGGCGCCAAACCCUUCCCGGAGAAAAACCUACCACUGCGUGAACCACCAGUGCCGGAAAUAAUCCCCGAUCCAAACAACAGCAUUGCCCCUAAAGCACCGGAAGGUCCUCGACCGAACUACGAAGGGCGUCCAGUAGAUUCGAAAAAUCCCCUCCAACUAAACGAGUUUGGUUAUCCGCCCAGUCUAAUUCCCGUAGCUGCCUACAACAACAACGGUCAACUGCAAAGCCCCCCCGCUUUCAAUCUACAAAACUACCCCUACAACUUCCCAGUCCUGUACGACUCUUUCGGCAACUACAACCCUACGCAGUACCAAUCGAUCCUACCACCGUUCGGUUAUUUCCCCCAGCUAAGCCAACCGAAUCCCUACUUCAGCCAGAAUGUGCCACCAAACGCACCCAUCAACAACGCAGUAGAUCCUCAGCAGUUCAACCGUGACGGUCGCGAACAGCAACUGCAAGAUCCCAUCAAACCGAACCUGCCGAACGCACCGGAAGAGAUAGCCAAUUCCGAUGAAAACAAACCGGAACCACCACCGGCGGCGGCGGUGGCAGCGGCAGCGGCAGCAGAGGCCGAGGCUGCUGCAGCGGAAGAGCUUGACGAAAGUAUUAAGAAUAAUGCCAACAAAAACAGAGCCAUUCCGGACGUGCCGCCACCACCGAUUCCAUCCGGAGCGAAGGAAGUUGAGCAGCCGUAA